Salvelinus namaycush (lake trout) is the source of this 1159-nucleotide messenger RNA. RefSeq names its product angiopoietin-4-like. NCBI's taxonomy places the organism in Eukaryota, Metazoa, Chordata, Actinopteri, Salmoniformes, Salmonidae. The coding region runs from base 10 to 828 and encodes 272 amino acids. Gene Ontology annotation, biological process: Tie signaling pathway; angiogenesis. Gene Ontology annotation, molecular function: receptor tyrosine kinase binding. The record is from RefSeq and is a predicted model, not a curated record. The transcript is spliced from 6 exons.
UGUGACAACAUGUGGGAUAGGAUUAUUUUUUGUGGACUGGUGAUCUGUCUCAUCUGCCUCACUGACCAGACUCAGGGCCAGAAAACACCUUUAGUUGUUCAAGGGACAGAUUGCACACAGAUCAAAACUCUCUCCCCUCGAGCCACCAGUGGAGUGUAUGUCAUACAGCCUGCAGGAGUCACAUCCCCCUUUAAGGUGUAUUGUGAGAUGCUGGUGGACGGAGGCUGGACAGUCUUUCAGAGGCGCACCGGGGCAGAGGUUCUUUUCAACAGGAAGUGGGCAGUGUACAAACAAGGCUUUGGGAAUCUACAGAAGGACCACUGGCUUGGUCUGAGUAAGGUGUUUGAUCUAACCAAGGGGGGCCGGGGGCUGAACUCGACUAUGCGGGUCGAUCUGUGGGACUUUGAAGGGGGCACUGCCUUCGCUGAGUACAGUGACUUCCGUCUGGGCACGGAGAAGGAGGCCUAUAAGCUGAACGUUGGAGCCUACAAAGGCAACGCAGGUGAUGCCAUCCGUGGGAAAUAUGCCGGCAUUGACCAGAAUGGCUUUGGCUUCAGCACAACCGACAAGGACAAUGAUGGCUGCUCACCCUGCAUCUUUGGCGACAUCGCCGAGAACACGUGCAGCUUCUCUGAGGGAGGAGGAGGGUGGUGGUACAGCCGCUGUGGUUCUGCCAGCCUGAACGGUGACUGGCACCCCGCCGGCGAACACAUCGGCUGGAACUCUGGCCUCCACUGGGCGACCUGGAAAGGACCUGCCCCAUACUCAGCCCGAGCCAGCCGCAUGAUGAUCAAGUCUGUGUGGAAGAAGAUUAUUACAGCAAACUAAUACGAAAACAAAUCAUGAAACUAUUUCGUAAACUGAAAUAAAACAAUUAAGGCAAGGUUUGACAAACAAAACUAUACUGAAACUACGAUCUUUAACUUACUAAAAUAAAAACACUGGACCAGUUAAGGUCUAUAAGUCCAACAUGGUCAGAGCCACCAUGUUUCCAGUGAAGACAAAAUACCAUGUGGACAUUUUAUUUGUUACACUGCAACAAUUAUGCAUAUCUAAUGUGAAUAGUUUAAAUAGUUUGACAUAACUUAUAGUUUGGAAUGUUGAUAUUGCAUGCGUGUUCAAAUAUAAUUAUCUUUAGAACAUUUGUUUAGCACACACU